Propithecus coquereli (Coquerel's sifaka) is the source of this 1181-nucleotide messenger RNA. It is a transcript of the gene SLC25A40, whose product is annotated as solute carrier family 25, member 40. The coding region runs from base 18 to 1034 and encodes 338 amino acids. The record is from RefSeq and is a predicted model, not a curated record. The transcript is spliced from 10 exons. Gene Ontology annotation, biological process: mitochondrial transmembrane transport. NCBI's taxonomy places the organism in Eukaryota, Metazoa, Chordata, Mammalia, Primates, Indriidae.
UUCAAUUGGUUAAAAAUAUGGAUCCUGAAACAGAGGGACUACAGAUUAUCAAAGUGACACCUCUUCAACAAAUGCUUGCCUCCUGUACUGGAGCUAUACUGACGUCACUAAUGGUGACACCUCUGGAUGUUGUUAAAAUUCGACUCCAAGCCCAAAACAACCCAUUCCCCAAAGGAAAAUGUUUUGUAUAUAGUAAUGGACUCAUGGAUCAUCUAUGUGUCUGUGAAGAGGAAGCCAACAAAGUAUGGUAUAAGAAGCCAGGAAAUUUCCAAGGAACAUUGGAUGCCUUUUUAAAAAUUGUUCGAAAUGAGGGCAUUAAAUCCCUAUGGAGUGGUCUUCCUCCUACCCUAGUGAUGGCAGUUCCUGCCACAGUUAUUUAUUUUACUUGCUAUGAUCAAUUAACUGCUCUUCUGAGAUCUAAAUUAGGAGAAAAUGAAACCCGCAUACCAAUUGUUGCUGGAAUUGUAGCCAGAAUUGGUGCAGUUACUGUGAUAAGUCCAUUAGAAUUGAUUAGAACCAAGAUGCAGUCUAAGAAAUUUUCUUACAAGGAACUGCAUCAAUUCGUCAGCAAGAAAGUGUCUGAAGAUGGUUGGAUUUCCCUUUGGAGGGGCUGGGCUCCUACUGUUCUAAGAGAUGUACCUUUCUCAGCAAUGUACUGGUAUAACUAUGAAAUUUUAAAGAAGUGGUUUUGUGAGAAAUCUGGCUUAUAUGAACCGACAUUUAUGAUCAACUUUACUUCAGGGGCAUUGUCUGGUUCUUUUGCAGCCAUUGUAACUUUACCAUUUGAUGUAGUAAAAACACAAAAGCAGACACAACUUUGGACCUAUGCAAGUCAUAAAAUUUCUAUGCCUUUGCAUAUGUCAACUUGGGUUAUAAUGAAGAACAUUGUAGCUAAAAAUGGAUAUUCUGGAUUAUUUACAGGCCUAAUUCCUCGUGUAAUUAAAAUUGCUCCUGCUUGUGCCAUUAUGAUCAGUACAUAUGAAUUUGGAAAGGCUUUUUUCCAGAAACAAAAUGUUCGAAGGCAGCAAAACUAGUAAUGCUGUUUCAUCUUGAAAUAACAACUACAGCCAAAUAAGGUGGAGACAGUUAGGCAAGAACUUUGUUCACCAUUAUUUUCUUACAAUGAUUUUAUGUCUUUCUUUCCUAUAAUUUAAAUAAAUAAUUUCUACUCUACCUCUAAA